GGAUUCAUGCAACACCUAAAAUAAUCUUAAAACAAACAAAUAACUACGCAUUAAGCAAUUUUAUAUUUCAUUACAUACUUUCUUGCGAAAUUAAACUAUUAAAAAUAAAAAAUUAUUCAUGUAGAUUAUUAAAAAAAAAGAUGUCAAUAUAAGUAUAGUAAUUUUUUAUGUACAUCUUUAGUGUAUGCACUAUAGGAAACAAACUACCUAUGUAUGUGUGGAGGGAGCACGCAUAUCAUUGGUCGUUCGUAAGUAUCGUUUAAUAGAAAAGCCUGUUCCUAGGUCCUAGGAUAUUUAGUGCAGCUACUUAUCGAGCGAUUAAUGUUGACUAAGUAGUGCAGUACAGUAAUUCAAAUAUUGAGUUCUUAAUACACUUAUAAUGAAAUGAAUAAAGUAGACUAAAGGAGAAUAUACCAGAGAAAUUGUGUUGAAAUAAAAACUAUCCUAGUAACCAGUAAGUGCGCGAAAAUGGAAUUAAAUAAACCAAGUACAAGUAGUGUGAAUGUCAACAAACAGAAAAUAUGUAAAAAUUUGACAUUGCAACAAAAAUUAGAAGCAGUGAAAAAGAAGGAUGCAGGAAUCCCUACAAGUAAAAUAGCAGUGGAAUAUAAUGUAAAUGAUAGUGCAGUAAGGAGGUGGGUGCGUAAUAGGGACAAAUUGGAGAAAUACAGUAUUUCUUCCAAAUCAAAGCGUAUACGACUAUCUCCUGUUGAAAAAGUUAAUGAAGCAUUAACUGCUUGGUAUCAUGAUGAAAAGAAAAGAAACAACACAAUCACUGUGAUACAAGUGAAAGCAAAAGCCCUAGAAUUUUUUAAACAAUUUGGUGACACAGGAACGUUUAAAGCAAGUGAUGGAUGGUUACGAACUUGGAAACAGAGAAAUGGCAUUUGUUUUAUUACAAAUUUUGAGGACCAGUUAUCUGCAAAUACUGAAAGAGCUAAUAAGUUUAAGGAUGAAGUUUUAGAUUUAAUACAAACAGAACAAUUAACAUUAAAUCAAAUAUUUAAUGCUAAUGAAACUGGACUUCAUUUUAAAAUGAUGCCUAAUAGAUCAUUAGAUCUCAAAAUGGAGCAUACAGCUCCAGGAUACAAAAAAGUUGAGGAUAGAUUGACUAUUAUGACAUGCUGCAAUGCGAACGGGUCAUUGAAAAUGCCAUUACUAGUUGUUGGGCAGUAUGAAUUAUCACAAGUACUGAAAAAAUGUACACCACAAAUGUUGCCUGUAUCAUAUACAAAUCAAAGAAAUACUUGGAUAAGUGUUGCCAUUUUUGAAAGAUGGUUUAAAGAACAGUUUGUACCUCAUGUUUGCAAUUUUUUAAGAUCAAAAAGUUUACCAGAAAAAGCUAUUUUAUUGGUGGGUAAUGGUAGGACAUAUUCAUCAACAAAUAUUUUAACUGUUGAUGGAAUUAAAGCAAUAUUUUUUCCACCCAAUGUAGCAUCACUUAUUCAACCUCUUGAUCAUGUUAUAGAAGUAGUAAGACGAAGAUAUAAAACAAAAUUGUUAACAUUUGUGAUAAAUAUGCAACAUGAUGGAAUGGAAUAUGAUGAAGUAAUAAAUUCAUUUAAUAUUAAAAAUGCUAUCGAUUUAAUCAGUAAUGCCUGGGAAGAUAUAACAGAGCAAACAAUUUUUAAUUGUUGGAAACAAUUAUUAAACAUGCCACGUGAUGAAAAUGAAAGUUAUGAUAAUUUCACUUCUGAACACAUCCAGAAAAUGUGUAAAAAAAUUCAACAAUACGAAAAUAUUACAUUAAAACAAAUUAAUGACUGGAUCUGUGCUGAUUACCUACCAAGCCUAACUGACGGAGAAGUUAUUGAAAUUAAAGAAGAACCCUACAAUGAUAAAAGUGACUUUUAUGCAGAGAGAGAUCAUUUGAUGGAAGAUAAAAUUUCGCCUUCAAAAGCUUUAGAAGAUUUAGAUUGCGUCAUCUCAUUUUUUGAAAAGACUGGAGAAAUCUCACUCUUUGAUAUGAAGCUACGCAGAAUAUUAGAAAACAUUUUCUUGGUUAACGCCGGGCCGGUCAGCGUGUACAUAUCGGUGACCGGUAUCAGGGGGGAUACGAAAGCAGGAGCAGACCCAGUCGUCCCCUGAGCAGGCCCUCCAGUCAGUUCCAGGCAGUGGCCUGCUGAAAGACGUGAAAUUCUCCCACUCUUACCCUGACAGCACAAAAGUGCUGCAGAUCAUUGUUUCCGUGAAUUUUCUCAAAUAUUAUAUGACUCCAUCCGUAACUUCAUGAAUGAGAAGUUCAGCAGAGUAGGGGUAUAAGACAGCAUAGUCGACCGUCGCGACAUGACCAAUCACAAACGUGAGAGCAACCCUGCUGCCCUACUCUACUCAAUUGCACAUUCGUGACGUCGUCAAGGAUAUAGUCACGUGACAUUUGAGAGAAUGCACGACACGGUGCCGUAGUUGUGAAUGUUAGUUGUGGUUCCAUGUUGGAACCACGAUGGCACCACUAUACCGAGCGUGCCAAAACUCCGAGUGCGAACACUCUGAUUUCCUCUCUGAUAAAACAUAACCACACAAUACAAAUUUUAAAAUCAUGUAUAAUUACACAAUAGAUAUAAAAAAGUAACAAAUUUAAUAUAUAAUCGGCUAAAUGA
Megalopta genalis is the source of this 2600-nucleotide messenger RNA. The record is from RefSeq and is a predicted model, not a curated record. Lineage: Eukaryota; Metazoa; Arthropoda; Insecta; Hymenoptera; Halictidae.